AUGUCUUCCUCUACCCUAUCGGAGGGUCGAAAGCAAUUUAUCGUUGAUGGAGUAACACAAGACUGCCGAGCUGAUGGCAGAAGAUGUAUUGACUUUAGACGAUUUCAAAUAGAGACAGGAAUUGUCUCCAAUACCAAUGGUUCUGCUCGUUUACGUCAAUACGGUACCGAUGUAUUAGUUGGAAUUAAAGCUGAGAUUGGUCAACCGAAACAGGAAAGAUCUAAUACAGGACACCUUGAAUUCUACGUAGAUUGUUCAUCAUACAAUACCACGGAAAUCGAUGGACAUAUUGGAGAUUUCACAACACAAUUAACAAAAUCCCUGGAAAGAAUUUACGAUUCUGAAAAUGUAUUAGACCUAAAGUCAUUGACAAUUAUAGCUGGAGAACAAGUUUGGGUUCUCUACAUUGACGCUGUGGUUCUGGAGUGCUGCGGUAACUUACUUGAUUGUAUUUCUAUCGCGGUUAAAGCUGCUUUAUACAACACUCGAAUUCCUGGGGUUUCAGUUAACGAUGAGGAAGGAGUGCUUGAGUUAGAAAUAUCUGAUGACCCAAACGACGAAAAAAAGUUAUCAAUAGAUAAAGUUCCAGUUAUUGUCAGUUGCAAUAAGAUUGGGCAUCGUUAUGUUGUGGAUGCAACUCAGGAAGAAGAAUGCUGUUCAUCAGGCCGUUUGCUCAUAGCAGUAAAUGAUCGCAAUAACAUUUGUUCUCUGCAAAAGAGUGGUACUGGUAGUUUAGAUCCGUCAACCAUUUUUGAAAUGAUUGAGACUGCUAGACAAGCAGCUGUCCCUCUCAAUCAGGAAUUACUGCAGACAUUGAAACGAGAAGAGCGCAGCAACAAUGACAAAUGUGGAUUUUUUGCCAACUGA
Trichoplax adhaerens is the source of this 867-nucleotide messenger RNA. RefSeq lists its product as uncharacterized. Lineage: Eukaryota; Metazoa; Placozoa; Uniplacotomia; Trichoplacea; Trichoplacidae. Gene Ontology annotation, cellular component: nuclear exosome (RNase complex); cytoplasmic exosome (RNase complex). Gene Ontology annotation, biological process: U1 snRNA 3'-end processing; nuclear polyadenylation-dependent mRNA catabolic process; nuclear polyadenylation-dependent rRNA catabolic process. The transcript has 7 exons. Bases 1 to 867 code for a protein of 288 amino acids. The record is from RefSeq and is a predicted model, not a curated record.